CUCCGGGCGCGAUGCAGAGAGCCGGAGGCGGCGGCGCCCCGGGGGCCGGCGGCGGGGGCGGCGGGGGCCCGGGCACUGCCUUCUCCAUCGACUCGCUGAUCGGCCCGCCGCCGCCGCGCUCCGGCCACUUGCUCUACACUGGCUACCCCAUGUUCAUGCCCUACCGGCCGCUCGUGCUGCCGCAGGCGCUGGCUCCCGCGCCGCUGCCCGCCGGCCUCCCGCCCCUCGCCCCGCUCGCCUCCUUCGCCGGCCGCCUUACCAACACUUUCUGCGCCGGGCUGGGCCAGGCCGUGCCCUCGAUGGUGGCGCUGACCACCGCGCUGCCCAGCUUCGCCGAGCCGCCCGACGCCUUCUACGGGCCCCCGGAGCUCGCCGCCGCCGCCGCGCGAAACAACCCGGAGCAGGGCGGCCGACGCCCGGAGGGCGGGCUGGAAGCCGACGAGCUGCUGCCGGCCCGGGAGAAAGUGGCAGAGCCCCCGCCGCCCCCGCCUGCGCACUUCUCAGAGACUUUCCCAAGUCUGCCGGCAGAGGGGAAGGUGUACAGCUCCGAUGAGGAGAAGCUGGAGGCCCCGGCUGGAGAGCCAGCAGGCAGCGAGCAGGAGGAAGAGGGCUCGGGCGGUGACAGUGAGGACGACAGCUUCCUGGACAGUUCUGCAGGGGGCCCGGGCGCCCUUCUGGGACCUAAACCGAAGCUAAAGGGAAGCCUGGGGACUGGAGCGGAGGAGGGGGCACCGGCGCCCACCGGGGUCAGCGCGCCUGGCGGGAAGAGCCGGCGGCGGCGCACGGCCUUCACCAGCGAGCAGCUGCUGGAGCUGGAGAAGGAGUUCCACUGCAAGAAGUACCUGAGCCUGACCGAGCGCUCGCAGAUCGCCCACGCGCUCAAGCUCAGCGAGGUGCAGGUCAAGAUCUGGUUCCAGAACCGCCGGGCCAAGUGGAAGCGCAUCAAAGCUGGCAACGUGAGCAGCCGCUCUGGGGAGCCCGUAAGGAACCCCAAGAUCGUCGUGCCCAUACCUGUGCAUGUCAACAGGUUCGCUGUGCGCAGCCAGCACCAACAAAUGGAGCAGGGGGCCCGGCCCUGACCCGAGGCCAGAUCUGAGGCUGGACUGCGCCCACCCUGGCCGGGCUCUGCGGACCGGAGGGACCCCGGCGGGGAGGGCUUCCCGAGCCUGAGACCAGAGACCUUCAGGACGAGGGGCUUCAAGGUCACGGGGCUCCGGCUCUACUCGCUAAGGAGGUGCUGGGCCGGGGAGGACUGCUCACGCAGUGCGGUUUUCAAUGCCCGGGCCUGAGGUUCUGUGGCUAAUGCCUGGGAACAGCUCCUGACCAAAUGGAGGAGCCCAGGGCGACACCAGCCAGGCGGAUGGCAGCUCCUUAUUUAUUUUAUGUAAAGUCUGUACAUACGGAGCUACGUGUCUGUCUGUCUGCACUCCUGAGAAGCAGCGGGAAAGUCGUUUUGUCAAGCUUCAGCCUGAGUUCAUCCAUCCUCGGCCCAGCUCCGGGCAGCACCUCGCCUCUCCAGUACAGGGCCGGGAAGAGAUGGCCGCAACCACGGGGAGCCUCCCAGGGAACUGCCGCUCCCUCACCCUGCCUCCCUGCGUGGCCGUGCUCCCACACACACCUCACCUCGUACUCCUGCCGGCCACCGUUCCCUCCCCCAGGUGAAGAGGACAGCUUCGUUUCUGAUGUCUCCUCUUGGGAAGAGGUGAGGGCUGACUUCAGGGCGAGGCUCACUCCCAUUUGCAUUAAGGCUAAAUGAAGCACUUGACCCUAGCUGGCUGGCCAGUCGGGAUAGCUAACCGGGUAGAGCCGGUCGGUGACUGGGGCGGGGUGGGGCUCGCUCACACUACCUGUGAGCACCUUGAGCUUUCUGUGCAGAGGACACAGCAACCGAGUGGCCUCUGCUGCCCUUUGCCAUUUCAGGUGUGAGGGCCGAAGCGUCAGAUGCUGUAGCCCGUCCUGUUACAGAACAAGACGGGGGCAGGGGUCACUGCCAGGUGGAUGGGACAGGAGCGAGUCUGUGAUGGUUCUGGAAGGGUGUGUGCUGUGGGGAGACUACAGAGCUAGGCUUUGGGAUUGGAAUCGUUAGCAGAUUAAGGAACAGCAUCAGUGGACAAAGGAAAUACCGGGAGCAGCGCUGUAAAGACAGCACUGUGUAGCUGCAGGUGGGGGGGCAGGGAAACCUGCGGAGGCUGGUGUCAUGGCAGGCCACCUGCUUGGGAAGAGCUGGGCUAUGGUGACUGGGGAGGAGAGCUAGUAUGAACAGGCCCUGGAGAAGGAAAACAGCAGGCUCAACCGAGGCAGGAAACCCAGCCCCACCGGCCCCCGUGCCUUCCUCAGAGGGCCCUGGAACUAGGGCUAGGCAACGUCUCAUUGACUCGUCUUACGGCAAGACAGAGGCUGCCCCUCCUUGGCGGUUCACUUCUCCCAAGGCAAGCAGCCCGGAGCUGUGACUGGUCAGUGACAAAAGAAAGGUCCAGCUGUGCAGUGACCCACAGGGCAGGUUGUCGGUGCCCCUGGGCUAAGUUUCAGCUGGGCUUCAGAUUUCAGCUUGAAGUAUGAAGUCCAAGGCUAACCCCCCCAGGACCUUAGACUCACCCUGCAUAGGGAACCAACGGGAUUAGGUUGUUUUGAGGAGGUAAGUCAGGCAGAGGUUGACAAUGACGGCUGUUGUCCCUUCAGCAGGGAACAGAGGCUCUGGCUCCACGUCCAGUGUGGAGGGCAAGCGAGCGCUGGGCAGAAAGGCUGGAAGGACCGGCCACCACCAAGGCCCCUGCUGCAUUUCCUCUGGCUGUGUGCCUGCGCCAGGCAGGGUCCUGCCAGCCCAAGCGGCUUGCCUUGAGGGUCUGGAGGUGGCUGUUGCUAGUAUUUCCCAAGUCCAGGAACCCAGUCCUACACACACCAUAGCCCUGUCUCUAUUCUGCCCUGAUCUACGUGUAAGGCUCUGAGCCUUG
Messenger RNA from Sciurus carolinensis (gray squirrel), 2951 nucleotides. RefSeq names its product gastrulation brain homeobox 1 (gene Gbx1). The record is from RefSeq and is a predicted model, not a curated record. Gene Ontology annotation, cellular component: nucleus. Lineage: Eukaryota; Metazoa; Chordata; Mammalia; Rodentia; Sciuridae. The coding region runs from base 12 to 1079 and encodes 355 amino acids. Gene Ontology annotation, biological process: regulation of nervous system development; regulation of transcription by RNA polymerase II. Gene Ontology annotation, molecular function: DNA-binding transcription factor activity, RNA polymerase II-specific; RNA polymerase II transcription regulatory region sequence-specific DNA binding. The transcript has 2 exons.